AUGUCUGACAAUCAAGGAGGCGUACCACCACAAGGAACACAAGAACUAACCGUAUUUGUGCAAAAUUUGCUUCAUCAAAUGCAAAAAAGAUUCCAAGACAUGUCUGACACAAUUAUAAAAAGGAUUGAUGAAAUGGGAACCAGAAUAGAUGACUUAGAAAAGAGCAUCGGAGAGUUAAUGCAACAAGCAGGAAUUCCUGAAGAACAACUUAAAGAUGAUUCCAAUUCAAAUGAAAACAAUAUAAAUCAAUUAAACGUUGUGGUUGAUGCUCUUUCAUUGAGUCCCAAGGCUCUUCCAUCAUUCAUACCGAUCGGAUUCAAACCCUAUCCAAUCUCUGCCACUGCUUUUAAACCUUUAUAUUUUGAAUUAGUCAUUUCUCCGAAUGAUACGACCUAUCAGGGUUUUUCAAUUUCAAUCAUGUGUGAUGGAGAUGGUGGAUGCACUCCAGCCAUCACUACUUUGAACGUGAGUACAGACCCAGCCAUGAUUGCUGAUGGAAACUCAAUGUGGGGCUCUAACGGAACUUCUGCAUAUCCUGGUUUGACAAUUACAUCAUUUUCAACUCCUCCUUUCAAACAAGGAGUGAAUUAUUAUAUUGCAUAUUCGAGUUCUAUUGAUAUACCCCAUGCAAGCAUUGUCUGUCAAGGGUUUAAAUCCAAUAAGGUAUUGGUGAGUCCAAAAGAGAAGUUGCACGUUGAAAAGAUUUCUCAACACAAAAUUUUAGUGAAAUCGUCAAUAUCACAGGUCUCUAGUAAUGAAAGAUUGGUCAUGACUACCAAAUAUUCAGUCAUGGUACCGCUUGCUCAUAGUACAGGUGUUUCAGAAAAUCAAGAGCUUGUGUCAACAAUUAGAUCGCAACAGAAGGGAUUUGAUUUAUUCAAGAAAGGAUUUACUUUUGCCAGAGCUGGAAAUUUUGAUUUCCAUAGAAAAAUUAUUCAUCCAAAUUACUAUUAUUCAGCAACUUUAAAAAAGUAUCAAUACAGAGCAUGUAAAGAAUAUAUAUACAAGAUUUACAGAUAUGAUUCUGCGCUAAACAACAAAUUGUUUCCUACCUCAACACAUCAAGCAACUGAUACAUUAAGGCAAUUCUUUGAGGAACAUGUUCACCAAAUGUCCCUAAUUUUUUCAAGCUUGGCAGAAAAUAGCAAAAACUCAUUCUGUAAGCACAUUGAUGACAUGCCUUUUGGAGUAGCAGAUUUUACUGUCAGCAAUGAAUUUUCUGAUAACACGCCCAUUGCGUUGAUAAUGGUAGUUUCAUCCAGAGAGAAUGAUCAAAUCGAAUAUGUGCAUUAUCCAGUAUUAGUGCAUCUGACUGAGGACAGAACAUUUCUUUCUCGAGUAAGCAGCUACGUUUCUAACGUACUGUCCACAGUGUUUAACCCCAAACGUUGGAUCAGAGAUUUAUAG
Naegleria lovaniensis is the source of this 1407-nucleotide messenger RNA. RefSeq lists its product as uncharacterized. Bases 1 to 1407 code for a protein of 468 amino acids. Gene Ontology annotation, cellular component: cytosol; nucleus. The record is from RefSeq and is a predicted model, not a curated record. Gene Ontology annotation, biological process: cellular heat acclimation. Gene Ontology annotation, molecular function: transcription corepressor activity. NCBI's taxonomy places the organism in Eukaryota, Heterolobosea, Eutetramitea, Acrasida, Naegleriidae. The transcript has 5 exons.